Messenger RNA from Nomascus leucogenys (northern white-cheeked gibbon), 5053 nucleotides. It is a transcript of the gene CARD14, whose product is annotated as caspase recruitment domain family member 14. Bases 861 to 4082 code for a protein of 1073 amino acids. The transcript has 22 exons. Gene Ontology annotation, biological process: regulation of apoptotic process. The record is from RefSeq and is a predicted model, not a curated record. Lineage: Eukaryota; Metazoa; Chordata; Mammalia; Primates; Hylobatidae. Gene Ontology annotation, molecular function: protein binding.
UCACGAGCCUCAAUCACCUGUUCCAGUGAGAAACAGGACUGAGAUCAAAAGGAGUGAGGCAGAGCAGCCCUCGGCUGGUUCUCCUCUCCUGCUCACCUGCCCGCCCUGGCCUCUGGGUCCGUCGCUGUCCUCUCCAGCUGUUCUUCCUUCCAGGCUAGGAGACUCAGCAGAAGGGUAAGAGUGGCCUGGCCCUGUGGGGAGCCCCAGAUAGGCCUGUGGCUGCUUUGGAUAACUACUGUGCCUGUCAACUCUCCUUGGUAGUCUAGGGUUCAAAGCCCAGGUCCAUUCUAGAAGUCUGCUUCCAAGCGCUAAGGAAACUUCAAUAGUUACUGGGAAAACCACAGGGGUCAAAGGUCCGUCGAGUUAUUUCCCGGAUCCGAGUUCGACGUCUUUUCCCCGCCGCUUGUGGUUAUUGUGACUGGACUUUGAGUUUUGGAACAGGUCACAUGGCUUUGAAAUCACCGUCAAUUCACCUGGUGCUGCUUUGGCUUCAGGCUCUUCCUUCUGCCUAGCUCCGUCCCACCCAGCGGCCCUCAGAGAAAGGAGGCAGCCAUCACCACACUGGGCUUUGGAGACACUGCGGGGACUGUAGACCCCACCCCGCUGCACGGAGCUCCUGCAAAAGCGAACCUGAGACCCUUGCAUACAGAUCCCUGCAAGAGGCAUCUGUCUCCAGUGGUCCAGCCUCUCAUUCCAAAUGAAAAGAAUCAAGUCAUAGGAAUUCAUGGGUCUGUGAGGAAUCGCUCCCACCUGUGCCCAGGAGAUUAACAAAGGCGAUGGCUGCAGCUCUGUGAGCAGUGGAGAAAAAUUAGGCACAACCUGAUAUCCUCCCACAGGAGCGGUCCUCCCAGUGCCCAGCCAUGGGGGAACUGUGCCGCAAGGACUCUGCGCUCACGGCGCUGGACGAGGAGACGUUGUGGGAGAUGAUGGAGAGUCACCGCCACAGGAUCGUGCGCUGCGUCUGCCCCAGCCGCCUCACCCCCUACCUGCGCCAGGCCAAGGUGCUGUGCCAGCUGGACGAGGAGGAGGUGCUGCACAGCCCCCGGCUCACCAACAGCGCCAUGCGGGCCGGGCACUUGCUGGAUUUGCUGAAGACUCGAGGGAAGAACGGGGCCAUCGCCUUCCUGGAGAGCCUGAAGUUCCACAACCCUGACGUCUAUACCCUGGUCACUGGGCUGCAGCCCGAUGUUGACUUCAGCAACUUUAGCGGUCUCAUGGAGACAUCCAAGCUGACCGAGUGCCUGGCUGGGGCCAUCAGCAGCCUGCAGGAGGAGCUGAACCAGGAGAAGGGGCAGAAGGAGGUGCUGCUGCGGCGGUGCCAGCAGCUGCAGGAGCGCCUGGGCCUGGCCGAGACCCGUGCUGAGGGCCUGCACCAGCUGGAGGCUGACCACAGCCGCAUGAAGCGUGAGGUUAGCGCACACUUCCAUGAGGUGCUGAGGCUGAAGGACGAGAUGCUCAGCCUCUCGCUGCACUACAGCAACGCGCUGCAGGAGAAGGAGCUGGCCGCCUCACGCUGCCGCAGCCUGCAGGAGGAGCUGUAUCUACUGAAGCAGGAGCUGCAGGGAGCCAACAUGGAUUCCUCCUGCGAGCUGGAACUGCAAGAGCAGUCCCUGAGGACGGCCAGCGACCAGGAGUCUGGGGACGAGGAGCUGAACCGCCUGAAGGAGGAGAAUGAGAAACUGCGCUCGCUGACUUUCAGCCUGGCGGAGAAGGACAUUCUGGAGCAGAGCCUGGACGAGGCGCGGGGGAGCCGACAGGAGCUGGUAGAGCGCAUCCACUCGCUGCGGGAGCGGGCCGUGGCCGCCGAGAGGCAGCGAGAGCAGUAUUGGGAAGAGAAGGAACAGACCCUGCUGCAGUUCCAGAAGAGUAAGAUGGCCUGCCAGCUCUACAGGGAGAAGGUGAACGCGCUGCAGGCCCAGGUGUGCGAGCUGCAGAAGGAGCGAGACCAGGCAUACUCCGCGAGGGACAGCGCUCAGAGGGAGAUUUCCCAGAGCCUGGUGGAGAAGGACUCCCUCCGCAGGCAGGUGUUCGAGCUGACGGACCAGGUCUGCGAGCUGCACACACAGCUCCGCCAGCUGCGGGCAGAGCCUCCGGGUGUGCUCAAGCAGGAAGCCAGGACCAGGGAGCCCUGUCCACGGGAGAAGCAGCGGCUGGUGCGGAUGCACGCCAUCUGCCCCAGAGAUGACAGCAACUGCAGCCUCAUCAGCUCCACAGAGUCUCAGCUCUGGUCGGACCUGAGUGCCACGUCCAGCCGCGAGCUGGUGGACAGCUUCCGCUCCAGCAGCCCCGCACCCCCCAGCCAGCAGUCCCUGUACAAGCGGGUGGCCGAGGACUUCGGGGAAGAACCCUGGUCUUUCAGCAGCUGCCUGGAGAUCCCGGAGGGAGACCCGGGAGCCCCGCCGGGAGCUAAGGUGGGCAACCCACACCUGGAUUAUGAGCUCCUAGACACGGCAGACCUUCCCCAGCUGGAAAGCAGCCUGCAGCCAGUCUCCCCUGGAAGGCUUGAUGUCUCGGAGAGCAGCGUCCUCAUGCGGCGGAGGCCAGCACGCAGGAUCCUGAGCCAGGUCACCGUGCUGGCGUUCCAGGGGCAUGCAUUGCUGGAGCAGAUCAGCGUCGUCGGCGGGAACCUCACGGGCAUCUUCAUCCACCGGGUCACCCCGGGCUCGGCAGCGGACCAGAUGGCCUUGCGCCCGGGCACCCAGAUCGUGAUGGUUGAUUACGAAGCCUCAGAGCCCUUGUUCAAGGCAGUCCUGGAGGACACGACCCUGGAGCAGGCCGUGGGGCUUCUCAGGAGGGUGGAUGGCUUCUGCUGCCUGUCUGUGAAGGUCAACACGGACGGUACACACACCACUCCUCUCGCGUACACAGCUGCCUGGCCAGUCUCCAUGACCCUUAAGUCCCUGGUGGCUCUGCACGCCCAGCAGCCAGGGUCCCCCCAGAGCCAGGAGAGGAUCAGCCAGGCUGUGCCCCAGGUCCCCGGGAGGCCCCCAAGCCAGCUGGAAACCUCCCACCCACUGACUCCAGUGCCAGAGCGGCUUCUGAGACUGGGAGGUUAUAAGAGGCUACUCCAAGACUUGGAGGCCAAAGUGGCGACCUCGGGGGACUCAUUCUACAUCCGGGUCAACCUGGCCAUGGAGGGCACGGCCAAGGGGGAGCUGCAGGUGCAUUGCAACGAGGUCCUGCAUGUCACUGACACCAUGUUCCAGGGCUGCGGCUGCUGGCAUGCCCACCACGUGAACCCUUACACCAUGAAGGAUACUGCCGCGCAUGGCACCAUCCCCAACUACUCUGGGGCUCAGCAGCAGCUCAUAACCCUCAUUCAGGACAUGACUCAGCAGUGCACCCGCAAGCCGUCUUCUGGGGGACCACAGAAGCUGGUCCGCAUCGUCAGUAUGGACAAAGCCAAGGCCAGCCCUCUGUGUUCGUCCUUUGACAGGGGCCAGUUGGACCCCAGCAGGAUGGAGGGCUCCAGCGCGUGCUUCUGGGCCGAGAGCUGCCUCACCCUGGUGCCCUACACCCUGGUGCGGCCCCAUCGACCCGCCCGGCCCCGGCCUGUGCUCUUCGUGCCCAGGGUGGUUGGGAAGAUCUUGAGCGAGAAACUGUGCCUCCUCCAAGGGUUUAAGAAGUGCCUGGCAGAGCACUUGAGCCAGGAGGAGUAUGAGGCCUGGAGCCAGAGAGGGGACAUCAUCCAGGAGGGAGAGGUGUCUGGGGGCCACUGCUGGGUGACCCGCCAUGCUGUGGAGUCCCUCAUGGAAAAGAACACCCACGCCCUCCUGGAUGUCCGGCUGGACAGUGUCUGCGCCCUGCACAGGAUGGACAUCUUCCCCAUCGUCAUCCACGUCUCUGUCAAUGAGAAGAUGGCAAAGAAGCUCAAGAAGGGCCUACAGCGGUUGGGCACCUCAGAGGAGCAGCUCCUGGAGGCCGCCAGGCAGGAGGAGGGAGACCUGGACCGGGCGCCCUGUCUAUACAGCAGCCUGGCUCCUGACGGCUGGAGCGACCUGGACGGCCUGCUCAGCUGUGUCCGCCAGGCCAUUGCCGACGAGCAGAAGAAGGUGGUGUGGACGGAACAGAGCCCCCGAUGAUGCACCGUGCCCCUUCCCAGGACUGUGGGGGCCUCUGUGUGCCUGUUAAUGCAGUCCUGUUCCUCAGCCCAGGCCCUCUUGGCACAGCUGUGGGCUCCUUGGCACAUGGAGGCCAGCUCUCCCCACUGGCUGGGGUCUAACCUUGAAGCCUCACCACGUGCAGGUCGCACACGGUGAAGCCACUCGUAACUGCACACUUUUCUGUGGAAACAUCUUCACCCUUCACCAGGCUUGGCAUGGUCUGAACUGGAAACCCUGAGAAUGUUUCUGCAGUGGGACAGGAGGGACAUCUUCCCAUGCCUUCCCUAGAACUGGAGGCCCCGGACCUCUCUGGAAAACCGCCUGUCUGCAGGCCCAAUUCAAAUCUAUGGGGGCUGCACUUCCCUUUUACAUUUUGAUGUGUCAAAGGCUUUUGGAGUGACCAAAAGCACAGAGGCAGCGGGUGGUCCCCAAGAUCGCUGCCACCCUUGCCCGGGGCAGAGGCACAAGCCCACAUAUGCUGUGACCCUGGCCACCUUUUCUCAGCUUCUGAGGCUGCGAUGCCUCAGGAACUCCAGUUUACAGAGACCAGUGUGUUUACUUUAAAUAAAGCCUCUGGGUGGUGGAGACGGUACUUUCAGUGGGUCUGUGCCCCGUGGCCUCUGCCCGUUCGGUGGAGGUGUCCCAGAGAAGCCUGGCACCAGUACCCCUGUACAAGGCCCAGCAGACUCUGCCUUCCCCUGACCUGGCUUUGCACCCCAGCCCUUCUUGGGCCAAACAUCUUUACUCCACCUUCAGGGCUUGGGGAGGACCCAGGUCCCUCAGCACCUGGCCUUGCCCGUGCCUCCUGGGGCUGUUGCAGACUGAAUGUCAUUUUGACAGCAGUGUCCAAGAAUCAGGAAGCCGUUCUAGAAUUCAGGUUGGUAUCAUCAUAAACAAGUGCAGAAAAAGAACUUCUGUAUAUUUUACUAAAAUAAAAAGCUUUUACAAUA